UUCCGCAAACUUUAACCGGAAGUUGGUUUGUUGUUGUGUUGUGGGGGGUUGAGCCCCGGCGGCUCGAGCUUAUUUAGGAUGCUUCGCUGGCUUUCUGCGUGUUUAUAUCUCUCGGGAGCAGCGGGGGGAAUGGCGUAGGACAGACAGGGUGGUUCUCUUCAUUAUUUCAGGGUUUGGGCAGGCAUGGACCCGCGGGUGUCCGAGCUCUUCGGGGCCGCUGCUGCAGCACAAAAGUCCGGCGGCAGAAAAAACGCCAAAAAUGGAAGCAACAAGUUCAAAAGCCGCUCAGCCCGAUAUCCAAAAGCCAGCAAUAACCCGCCUUAUCUACCUCCAGAGGCUGAAGAGGGAAACAUCGAGUACAAGCUGAAGCUGGUGAACCCCACGCAGUACCGCUUCGAGCACCUGGCCACGCAGAUGAAGUGGCGCUUACAGGAGGGCCGCGGCGAGGCGGUGUAUCAGAUCGGGGUGGAGGACAAUGGGCUGCUGGUGGGCCUGACGGAGGAGGACAUGAAGGCCUCUCUCAAAACACUGCGCAGGAUGGCUGAGAAGGUGGGUGCAGACAUCACAGUUCUCAGAGAGAGGGAGGUGGAUCACGACUCUGACGAGCCAUACAGAAUAGCUGAGGUGCUCGUCAGGAAAGUGCCAGAUGACCAGCAGUUCUUGGACCUGCGGGUAGCGGUGCUGGGUAACGUGGACUCAGGGAAGUCCACUCUGCUUGGUGUGCUUACACAAGGAGAGCUGGACAACGGGAGGGGGAGAGCGCGGCUCAACCUCUUCAGACACCUUCAUGAAAUCCAGACCGGACGAACCUCAAGUAUCAGCAUUGAGAUCCUGGGCUUCGACAGCAGAGGAGAGGUGGUGAACUACAGUGAGUCCCGAACGGCGGAGGAAAUCUGCGAGAGUGCCUCAAAAAUGAUCACCUUCAUAGACCUGGCAGGCCACCACAAAUAUCUCAAGACCACCAUCUUUGGCUUGACCAGCUACUGUCCAGACUUUGCCAUGCUCGUGGUCAGCGCCAACACCGGCAUCGCGGGGACGACGCGAGAGCACCUGGGUCUGGCCAUGGCGCUGAAGGUGCCCAUCUUCAUUGUGGUGAGUAAGGUGGACCUGUGCACCAAAGGCACCGUGGAGCGCACCGUCCGACAGCUGGAGCGCAUCCUCAAGCAGCCAGGCUGCAACAAGGUGCCCAUGCUGGUGUCCUCCACAGACGACGCUGUCACUGCCGCCCAGAAGUUUGCACAGUCACCCAGCAUCACCCCUAUCUUCACCCUGUCCAGUGUAUCAGGGGAGAGUCUGGAUUUGCUGAAGGUCUUCUUUAAUAUUCUACCUCCCCUCAGCAACAGCAAGGAGCAGGAGGAGCUCAUGCAGCAGCUCACCGAGUUUCAGAUUGAUGAGAUCUACACCGUGCCGGAUGUUGGGACAGUAGUUGGUGGGACUCUGUACAGUGGGAUCUGCCGCGAGGGCGAGCAGCUGGUGGUGGGACCCACAGACGCUGGGCAGUUUCGGGAGCUGGCGGUGUGCAGUAUCCAGAGGAAUCGCUCCGGGUGCAGGGUGCUUAGAGCCGGUCAGGCCGCUACUCUGGCCCUGGGAGAUUUCGACCGCUCACUAUUACGUAAGGGCAUGGUGAUGGUCAGUCCAGAGAUGAACCCCACUAUCUGCUGGCGCUUUGAGGCUGAGAUCGUUUUACUCUUCCAUGCCAAAACUUUCCACAAGGGCUUCCAGGUGACGGUGCAUGUGGGCAAUGUUAGACAGACGGCCACAGUUGAGGCUCUGCAGGGAAAGGUUUUUCUGAGCAGGCUUCUCACCCAGUCUUCUCUCCAAAGUGCUGCUCCAGCUGGACCUUGCUGAACUGAGUGAGAUCUCCGAUGUUU
Sinocyclocheilus grahami is the source of this 1871-nucleotide messenger RNA. It is a transcript of the gene gtpbp2a, whose product is annotated as GTP binding protein 2a. Gene Ontology annotation, biological process: translational elongation. The transcript is spliced from 13 exons. Gene Ontology annotation, molecular function: GTP binding; GTPase activity; translation elongation factor activity. Lineage: Eukaryota; Metazoa; Chordata; Actinopteri; Cypriniformes; Cyprinidae. The record is from RefSeq and is a predicted model, not a curated record. Bases 184 to 1848 code for a protein of 554 amino acids.